Molecule: messenger RNA, 2244 nt
Organism: Abrus precatorius (Indian licorice)
Lineage: Eukaryota; Viridiplantae; Streptophyta; Magnoliopsida; Fabales; Fabaceae
Product: dolichyl-diphosphooligosaccharide--protein glycosyltransferase subunit DAD1
Exons: 5
Coding region: 119-466 (115 amino acids)
Biological process (GO): protein N-linked glycosylation
Cellular component (GO): oligosaccharyltransferase complex; membrane
Source: RefSeq, a predicted model, not a curated record
AGACCAGUUAAAGAUCUUGACAAAAGCAAAAUAGAAGACGAGUUGAAGCUGAAAAGGGUGUAGAACGGAAUAGAGGAAAAGAGGGUUUGUAAAUUGGGAAAUUAAGAUCUGACAGAGAAUGGGUCGAUCUAGCAGCAAGGAUGCCCAUGACCUCUUCCGUGCACUUUGGUCUGCAUAUUCUGCAACCCCAACAAAUCUCAAGAUCAUUGAUAUCUACGUCGUUUACGCUGUCUUCACCGCUCUCAUUCAGGUAGUUUACAUGGCUUUGGUGGGAUCAUUUCCUUUUAACUCUUUCCUGUCGGGAGUGCUUUCUUGUGUAGGAACUGCAGUUCUGGCUGUUUGUCUCCGGAUCCAAGUGAAUAAAGAGAAUAAGGAAUUCAAGGAUCUUGCACCCGAGCGUGCUUUUGCAGAUUUUGUUCUCUGCAAUCUGGUGCUUCAUUUGGUGAUCAUGAACUUCCUUGGUUAAAUUGGGUUUGUGCGGCUUUUGUUUUUCCAAUUUGUAUCCUUGGAUAAUAAAAUGGAUAAUAGUAUUAUAACUGGAGUUUUGCAAUAGUAUUUAUAGACAGUCAUGUUGAUUUUGCCCCUUCCCCCCUCCUCGUUUUGGGUCCGUGUUUUGAACAUAGAGAUGCUAGAUAUUUACUUUGUCAACUUUUAAGCCUCAUAUGGAUGAUUAAUCACCCAAGGCUUUCACAUGGAUAUCUGAAUAUGAUUCCCCCAAAGCUCGUAAAAAUUACAAGAUGUAGUCUUAUUUUGAAAAGAAAAAAAGUUAUGAUCUCAUAAUACUGCUUGUUUGCCCAGGUCUUGAUCACAAGAAAUUUAAAAUUUUAGUUCAAAUUUCUGACGUGACAGAAGACCUAGGAGUAAAAGAUUCCAAAGGGGGAGAAUAGGCGGGUAUGGUAAUGUGUUGUGGUUGAUUCCAUGCUGAUGCCUCCAAAAGAGUAACAAAGAGCUGUUUGUAGGCUGUAGCAUAUGGCAUGGCAUGAAUACCAAUGAAAAUGAAAACAAGUCUCAUGUGGGUGUACUGCCCGCCCGCGUGGCCAUGAAUCAGUAUCUAUGAUAUAUUUACUUUUUUUCAACAAAAUGCAUGUAAUUAUUUCUAUCCUUUAUCAGUUCAUCCUUCCUUGCCCUAACUUAUUGCGUCUCCAACAUAUCAUUUAUUGAUUCAACCAUUGGCUUCUCCACCUUCUGUUUCUUCCCCAAAGCUGAACCUUCUUGCUAUGGAGUCUCUAUGACGAAGAGGACGUCAUGAAAAGAAUGUGUAGUUAAGGAAUUAAUAAAUUAUCAAAAAAUACUUCGAUGUGUGUGCAUUUAAAAUUAUGGUGAGAAUAUAUCAAUACUUAUGCUAAAUUAGUUGAUUGCUCUUUUAACUUUUGCUCAGUUCUCAUGAUUAAGGCAUGUUUCUUUAACACCGCUAAAAAAAUUAGGAUUUGGGAGUUGAACCCGGACGAGCAUCACUUGUAAUAUAUGAAAACGUGAAAUGUAUUGAGGACAUGUAUUCUAAACGCGGCACAACUAAUACCUAACUACUUACCCUCUACCGAAGAUUUGACACGUUACAAGGCAAAGAGACUUGCCAUCAACAACAUAUAGCAGUGAUGAUUACAGAGACGGAAAUUACAAAAGAAAGCGCCUUCUAUCAACAAAUGUCAAGAAAUAUUGGGAAGAGGGAACGAACCAAAAGCCUAAAGUUAGAAACAGAAUCUCCAGACGGAUACCAACGGAAGAUUUCAUUCAACAAGUUCUCGUGUCCCAGAUCUUGAACUAGAUUAUUACAUUUCUAGUAUCUUCUAUAGGUGACUUGACCAACUUGAGACUUUUCUUGAGAAAAAUCCAUUAUGUACCCCAUAAACUAAUACUCAUCGGUGAUUUUAUAUGAAUUUUGCGCCUUUACCUUUUGCUCCUUAAAUUCUUGGUAAGAACGUAUCUGAGCUUUCAAUUUAUCCUGAUUUUUUUUUUUUUGCCAAGAAAUCAAGUUUCUAACGAAACAUAUUGAUUUUAACAUUAAAAGUUCUAUUUGGGUAAUUUUCGAAUGUUAGUGUGCAUGAUUGAGAGAAUCAUACAUUUUUAAUUUUUCCAAUAAGUAAAAUUGAUUAGUCUUAAGUGUAUUUUUAAUCCUUCCAUUUUAGUAAUUUUUUUGUUUUUAUCCUAAAGUAUUUUUGUUUAUAUUUUUAUUAAUUUUCUAUUUUAGUCCCUAUCGUUGAUGUAAUCUAACAACAAAUUGAUGCAUAGCUUCUUAAUAGAAAC